Messenger RNA from Salvia hispanica, 2426 nucleotides. Its product is annotated as integrator complex subunit. The record is from RefSeq and is a predicted model, not a curated record. Gene Ontology annotation, biological process: snRNA 3'-end processing. Gene Ontology annotation, cellular component: integrator complex. NCBI's taxonomy places the organism in Eukaryota, Viridiplantae, Streptophyta, Magnoliopsida, Lamiales, Lamiaceae.
AACACGUUUAAAGUUAAAAAUAAAAAUAAAAAAAACUGAAGCAGCGCAUUCCAGCCGCCGCCGCCCAGCACCGUCUCACGCCGCCAUUCGCCGAUUGACCUGCCUCCUCUCUCUAUCUCAUCACGCAGCCCUGCAAUACAUGAUUCGGAAUUCAAGCUGAAAUUUUUAUUUUGAUCCGCCCAAAAGUGAAAAAAACAUUAGAUGUUGAUGUCAAGGCCCUUCAAAAAGUGCUGUUGAACCUAAUUUAUCCUAUCUCUGUGAGCUGCUGAAGUAUCCAGCUUGUUGAAUGCUAAUGUCUACUUCAAUUAGUCAGACAUGCAUAAGCGAAGGCAGGGGCUAUUAUUUCCCUCCAUGCCACAUUUUGGAUAUUUCUGGUGUUUCGGUUUUAAUUGAUUGCCCUAUGGACCUUUCAUCUUUAACAAUCUUUUCUCCUCUCCCAGUGGAUUCUCAUGAUAUAAACAUUGAUGAAGAGAAGAGGGGGAAUGGUUUAAUUUAUGCUGAGCCGCGUUAUAGAACUGUCACGAAGUUACUUUCUUGGAAUAUUUCAUUCAUUGAUGUAGUUUUAAUAACCAGUCCAAUUGGAAUGUUGGGCCUACCGUUUCUCACUCGGAAGAAAGGUUUUACAGCUAAGGUGUAUGCAACUAAGGCUGCCUCUAGAAUUGGGAAACUAAUGAUGGAAGAUCUUGUCUAUAUGCAUAAGGAAUUUAGGCAGUCCUAUGGACCCGAGUCUGAUGAGCCUAUCUGGAUGAAGUGGGACAGACUUGAAAUGCUACCCUUGGAGAUGAAGAAGACAGUUUUUGGGUCAGAUGAGACUGACUUUGGUUGUUGGAUGCCUUUAUACAGUGCAGCUGAUGUGAAGGCUUGCAUGCUGAAGGUCGAGUCUCUUAAUUAUGCUGAGGAAAUUUGCUACAAUGGCAUACUGAUUGUAAAACCAUUAGCUUCUGGUUUGGAAAUAGGCUCGUGCAAUUGGAGAAUAAAUGGUCCUCGGGGAAGCAUUGCAUAUAUUUCAAGUUCUGUUUUCAGAUCUGCUAUAGCAAAGAAUUUUGAUUACGAGGCCCUUCAGGCUAGUGAUGUGGUUGUAUAUUCAGAUUUCUCUUCCCUCAAUGCUCUAGAGCAAGUUGGCAAUGAUGAGGAUUUCUCUGCCCUGGCUAACUACUUCUCAAAUUCAAGUAGUGCUGAUGUUACUUCAGAGGCAAGAUCUGCUCUCCUUAGCACUGAUGACUAUUUAGAGGAAAUCGACAAGUUAGAUUUCAUAUGCUCCUGUUCCAUGGACUCUAUCAAAGCUGGGGGUUCGAUUCUAAUUCCUACUGGGCGUCUUGGGAUCAUUUUGCAGCUGUUGGAGCGUUUCGAACUUCACUUGACUUCAGAAAAUAUGAAGGUUCCCAUUUUCGUCAUUUCUUCUGUUGCAGAAGAGCUUAUGAAAUUUACAAGUAUCAUUCCAGAAUGGUUAGGCGAGCAAUGCGAAGAUCGCUUCUACUCUGAAAAACCCUCCUUGUUCACUCAUACGGAGAUGCUGAAAGAUGGAAGGCUUCACUUGUGUCCUGCCAUUCAUUCGGAUGAACUAUUAAAAAUUUGGCAGGAACCUUGCAUUGUAUUUUGUCCGCACUGGAGUCUUCGACUUGGACCGGUCACCCACUUGCUCCGCCGAUGGCGUGGGGAUCAAAAUUCACUACUUGUCAUUGAGGAAGGAGUCGAUUCCAAUUUGGUUCUCUUACCUUUCAAGCCCAUCGCGAUGAAAGUCCUCCAAUGUUCCUUUCUUUCUGGAAUGCAGCUGCAUAAAUCUCUCCUUUUAAUGAAGAUAUUACAACCUAAGCAUGUUCUGUUUCCCGAGCUAUUCAGGCAGCGUGUUGACACUCUCAAGGCCUCAUUUUCGUUGAGCUUCUAUCAGGAAAAUGAAAUGCUGCACAUCCCCUACACGGAGGAUAACUCGCGUUUGCACAUCGACAUGGAUUUGGCCAAAAAGCUCAAGUAUACAAAAUUGGAAGAACAGAAUGUGGAUAUUUCAAGGCUGAAGGGAAAGCUGAUGGUUGAAAAUGGGCGAUAUAAGCUGUGUGUUGAGCACGAACACCCCUAGAUGAGACCAGUGCAGCAUUUUGGGAAAAUCGAGUUAGAUUCUUGUGUUGGAACUGCAGAAGACGGGUAUGGAUGAAACAGUAGAAGUGAAAGGUGAUGGUGGAUCUCACAAUGCUUCUGUGAUACGUGUGCUGAGUUCUAGCACGGCCAUUGUGGAAAUCACAAAAGCGCAGACAUCGAUCAUUGCUGCAGACGAAGAGGUAGCUCGUUGAUUUCUCAAGCUGCGCGUAGCAACUUGCACUGCCUCUAAUCAAACACACAUCGUCAGUAGUGUGUGUUUUUAACAUUGAGUGAGAGAUAUUGAAACUUUGUAAUGGUGUUUUGAGUAUAAUAUAUUCCAGUUUCUGGCUUUA